Molecule: messenger RNA, 2677 nt
Organism: Tupaia belangeri chinensis (Chinese tree shrew)
Lineage: Eukaryota; Metazoa; Chordata; Mammalia; Scandentia; Tupaiidae
Gene: CEP89
Product: centrosomal protein 89
Exons: 19
Coding region: 91-2442 (783 amino acids)
Biological process (GO): cilium assembly; chemical synaptic transmission; mitochondrion organization
Cellular component (GO): ciliary transition fiber; centriole
Source: RefSeq, a predicted model, not a curated record
CUCGGCGGGGGGGGGGAAGACCGGCUUUACCCCGCCGUGGUGAGAUUUGCUCCUCAGUCGCCCCUGGCCUGUCCACCUCCCGCAGCAAAGAUGCUCCUGGGACUCCGGGGCCGCAGGAACCAGUUCAAACACAUCAUCCCUGGCCUUCUCCCUGCGGCCAGCAUCGCUCCGAAACCAGCUGUGCCCCGCACGCCUCCUCCCCGCAGCCCCAACCCCUCUCCAGAGAGACCCAGGUCUGCCUUGGCUGCAGCCAUUCUGGCGACAACGUUGACUGGGCAGACCGUGGCCAUUCCUCAGCCUCGCCAGAGAUCCCGGUCAGAGAGUGACAUAAGCUGCGUUGAAAAGGACAGUUUCAUUGAGCCCUAUGCCACCACCAUGGCCCUGAGACUUCGAUCAAAUUGGCAGAGUGAGACGGGAAGGAGGACUUCUUUACCAUCCUUUGAAACGUUGGGCUAUGGGGAAGAAGAGGAUGCUGAAACGCAGACGUCAUCCAGCUCUGAGAACUUGGGGGAUGUCAGUGUCCAGAAAGAAGAGGGAGGUCGCAGUGAUGCCGAGUACACUGUGCCACACAGAGAUCAGGUGAUCUUCAUGUUCCUGAGUUUCUUCUUGAUAGUCACCUUGAUGUUAACUACGAAGGUGCAGUCGCCACAUGGGGUGAACAGUGAAGAUGGCAGAACUGUUUCUGAGCAAGAUGGAUUUCUAAGCUCACCUCUUACACCACAGCCUGUACAACAAAAAGAUGGUAACCACUCUUCUCUGAGUUUAAAGGAUGAAAGCCCUCCCUUAUGUGAAAAACCUCCACUUUGCCCAGAUAGAACACGUCAAAGAUGUAUGGAAUUUGCAAAAAAAUUUGAGGAUGUAAAAGAAGAAAAUUUCCAACUAAACUAUGCAAACCAAAUCCUAACCCUUGAACUAAAUGUAAUAAAAAGAACAAUGAAAGAACUACAAUUAAAACUUAAGAGAAUGGAAAAAGAGAAUGGAAGGCUGAAAAAGGCGGAGAAGGCAUCGUCUCAGGAAGUUCCUGCACCUGAAUUAUCUUAUCUAAGAAGACAAGCUCAAGAACUGGUGGAUGAAAAUGAUGGGUUGAAAAUGACUGUCCAUCGUUUGAAUGUAGAACUGAGUCGAUAUCAAACAAAAUUCAGGCAUUUGACUGAGGAAGAGAGUUCAACUAUCGAAGGCCUCCCAUCAAAGGGCCCUAUACCACCCUGGUUGUUGGAUAUGAAGUACCUGUCACCAUUGUUGCUGGCUUAUGAAGAUAGAAUGAAAGAGAAAGAUGAGCUUAAUGCCACUCUCGAGGAGGAAAUGAGAAUGUUUAGGAUACGAGUCCAAGAAGUGGUGAAAGAAAACGAAGAACUGCACCAAGAGUUAAAUAAGAGUAGUCCCAUUACCAGCAAGGAAAGGGAUCAGCUUCAGACCCAAGCGGAACUGGUUUUAGAGGAAAACAGAUUGCUAAUAGAGCAGUUGGAAAUUCAGCAAACAAAAGCCAAGGACACCCACCAGGAGCAUCUCCAAGAAGUUUCUAAGCUGACCAAGCAGUUAAUGCUCCUGGAGUCGAAAAGCCAGUGCCAGGAGAAGGAGCUCAUGGAGAACAAGGAGCAGCUGGAGAUUUCACGUGCCGAGUGCCAAGAACUCAAAGCACAGCUGGAUGGCAAAAUUGCAAUGAAGGUUCAUGAGUCAAUUGUAAAUGAACUAAAAAGUUGGUUACAGAAAGACGAAGAGAAAGAAAGUGCUGAGAUGGAAGAGUUGAUGGAAAAGUUAACCAUUCUACAAAUGCAGAAAAAGAGCCUGCUUUUAGAAACAAACAAUUUAACAGCUACAAACAAAGCACUGAAAGCUGAACUUGAAAGGGCGCAGAAAAUUAAUAGGAAAUUACAAAAGAAAACUGAUGUCCUCAAAAAGCAAGUGGAAAAAGCCAUGGAGAAUGAAAUGUCUGCUCACCAGUACCUGGCAAACCUCGUUGGCCUGGCAGAGAAUAUAACCCAGGAACGUGACAAUCUUAUGUGUUUGGCUAAAUAUUUAGAAAGUGAGAAGCAUGGAGUUCUCAACAAAGUUAAAAAAGGCAACAUUCUAUUAGGGAAGUUAGAGGAAAAGGUCAAGGGGUGUAAGAAGCAGAUAGCACUGAAGCUGGGUGACAUCAGUCACUGUGUGAUGGAGCAGCAGGAGGAUUUUGCUGACAGGAUCGCUGAGUACCAGAGGGAGAUGAGGUACCUGCGCCGGCAGCUGCAGGACAAGCAGGAAGUCCUAGAUGAGGCACUGCGGGAGAAAAGAGAAAUGGAAGGUGAGCUUGAAGUCGUUUGGGAGUCUACCUUCAAAGAAAACCAAAGACUCCGAGAACUUCUCCAGACCACAACGGAAAGGACAGAGCCUUCGAGGACCCCUGCCUCCAUGGCAUCUCUCAGAGAGACCUGCUGGAUGACUGCAGUUUCAGCCACUGCAACAUGAAGCCUCCUGCCCACCAGAGUCUGUGUGAGCCCCUGGGGUAGGCUCACCAGUCUGAAAGGCCUGUCUUUCACAGGCUGGGAAAAAGAGUGCCUCUCCCCAGGGAAGAGCCAGCAGUGGCAGGGGUGCACACAGAAGCCCAGAGCGCUGCAAGGCAAGAAAAAAUAAACUAUUUCAGAAACUGAAUUUAUUUUUAACAUUUUGCAUUUCUUUCCUUUUUUUCUUUUUUUUUUUUUCU